Messenger RNA from Clarias gariepinus (North African catfish), 5747 nucleotides. It is a transcript of the gene map3k5, whose product is annotated as mitogen-activated protein kinase kinase kinase 5. Gene Ontology annotation, biological process: MAPK cascade; cellular response to stress; protein phosphorylation. NCBI's taxonomy places the organism in Eukaryota, Metazoa, Chordata, Actinopteri, Siluriformes, Clariidae. The transcript has 30 exons. Bases 568 to 4623 code for a protein of 1351 amino acids. Gene Ontology annotation, molecular function: ATP binding; MAP kinase kinase kinase activity. The record is from RefSeq and is a predicted model, not a curated record.
GAUAACAGUGGAAACAGGGCAGGGUCCAACGCAGACAUCGGGAAAUGAUUUCACAACUUGUUUUUAAUGCCGGAUGAGUUACUGACUGAUAUUGUAAAGUUAGUUUGUUUUCUUUGUUUUUUUAUUUCCAAAAAGGGAAGACAUUUUCUUCCCCUCUCUGCAUGUGUGUGUGCGUGUGUGUGUGUGUUUUCUUAUGAACCACCCCUGAGGAACGCGGGAGGAGUUUCACUGAGAGAGAAAGAGAGAGAGAGAGAAAGAGAGAGAGACGGAACACGCGUGAAGUUUUAGGAAACUGCGCGAGCGCGUCGCGCGCGGGAGGGAGAGAUAAAAAAGAAGUGUGUGCGCGUGAAAUGAUCCGCGCGCUCGCUCGAGCCAGCGUCUCGGUCGUGACUCCUUCUUCUUCUUACGCUACAUCGGGAGCGCCUCUGCGCGUAUUUAAUAUUUUAUAACAUAAGAAUUAUAAAUAUAAAUAUAUAUAUCAUCAAGCGUGAUGUGUUUAGCACCCUGUGCGUGAUGGAGGAUGUUGGAGUUUAAAGCACGGAGAAUUAAGAAGUCGAAGCGCACAGGAUGAUGAACUCUGUGGAUCUGUGCGUCCAGGUGCCGGAAUGCGCGCACUCGUGCCCGCACGCGGACGCCGAGCUGUCGGUCCCCGCGGCCGGAGAUUUCUGGAACGCGCCCGCGAGCGCGGGGAGCGCAGCAACGCUGGAGAGAGGAGGAGGAGGUGUUGGAGGAGGCGGCGGCGGCUGCGGAGCGGCGGGCGCGGGCGCGUGCAAGAGCCGAGCCGCGAGCGUCGCGUACGUGCUGAACUCGGAGUCGGGCCCGGCGGAGAGCGCGGCCCUGCAGUGCCUGAGGGAUGCGUGCGACGCGACGGGCUGCCCGCUGGACGUGGUGCACUUCGGCAAGCUCGACUUCGGAGAGAUGGCCGUGCUCGACCAGUUCUACAACGCAGAUAUCGCCGUGGUGGAAAUGACGGACGCCUUCCGGCAGCCGUCUCUCUUUUAUCACCUGGGAGUGAGGGAGAGUUUCAGCAUGGCCAACAACAUCAUCCUGUACUGUGACUCCAAUUCAGACUCGCUGCAGAACCUCCAGGAGGUCGUGUGCCAGAAGAACACUUCAUGUGCGGCGCACUACCUGUUUAUCCCGUACAUGGUGACUCCUCAGAAUAAGGUGUACUGCUGUGAGAGCAGCCUCAUGAAAGGCCUCAGUGAGCUGAUGCAGCCCAGUUUCGAGGCUCUGCUCGGUCCCAUCUGCAUGCCUCUGGUGGAUCGCUUGACCCAGCUUCUCAGCAGCACGCAGACGAGCUCCUGCCAGUACUUCCGGGAGACCAUUCUGAACGAGAUCCGUAAAGCGCGGGAGCUGUACACGGGGGCGGAGCUCGCAGCAGAGUUGGGGCGGAUCCAGCAGAGAUUGGACAAUGUGGAAUGUUUGUCAGCUGACAUUGUGAUCAACCUGCUCUUAUCGUACAGAGACAUACAGGAUUAUGAGUCCAUUGUGAAGCUGGUUGAGACUCUAGAGAAGCUACCAACAUUUGACCCCAUUGCCAACCCUCAUGUCAAAUUCCACUAUGCCUUCGCUCUAAACAGGCGGAACCAGCCUGGGGACAGACAGCGAGCUCUGGACAUCAUACUGCCGCUGGUGGAGUCUGAAGAGCAGGUGGCCUCGGACAUCUACUGCUUGGUGGGACGCAUCUAUAAAGACAUGUUUCAGGACUCGCACUUCAGCGACACUCCGAGCCGAGACAGCAGCAUACAGUGGUUCAGGCGAGGAUUUGAAUCGGAGCCGACCCUGCACUCGGGUAUAAACUACGCCGUGCUUUUGCUGGCUGCCGGUCACCAGUUCGACUCGUCCUUCGAGCUCCGUAAAGUUGGUGUGAAGUUGAGCAGUCUACUGGGAAAGAAAGGCAGCCUGGAUAAGCUACAGAGUUACUGGGAUGUGGGCUUUUUCCUGGGCGCGAGCAUUCUAGCCUGCGACAACACCCGUGUUUUACAAGCCUCUGAGAAACUCUUCAAACUUAAAGCUCCUGUCUGGUACCUCUGCUCUCUAGUUGAGACGAUUCUAAUCUAUCAGCACUUUAAGAAACCUUCGACUGACCCGCCAGGACCUAAACAGGAACUAGUGGAUUUUUGGAUGGACUUCCUGGUGGAGGCGACCAAAAAGGAUGUAUCAUCUGUUCGCUUCCCUGUGUUAAUCCUGGAGCCGACUAAAGUCUACCAGCCGUCGUACCUGUCAAUCAACAACGAUGUGGAGCAGAACACGCUCUCCAUUUGGCACGUGGCUCCGGACGACAAAAAUAAGGGGAUCCAUGAGUGGAAUUUCAGUGCCGCGUCAGUGCGAGGCGUGAGCAUUUCCAAGUUCGAUGAACGCAGCUGCUUCCUCUACGUAGUGAAUAACUCGGAAGAUUUCCAGAUCUACUUCUGCACAGAGAUGCACUGCAAAAGGUUCUGUGAGCUGGUGAACAGUCUGACUGAAGAAACCUGGAAAGCACAGGAUGAGGCAGAGUGUGAAUCUGAAACUUUAGAGUACGACUACGAAUACGACGAGCACGGCGAGAGGGUGAUUCUAGGAAAAGGCACCUUCGGGAUCGUCUACGCAGGUCGUGACCUCAGUAACCAGGUGCGGCUGGCAAUCAAGGAGAUUCCCGAGCGGGACAGCAGGUACUCCCAGCCGCUGCAUGAAGAGAUCGCCCUGCACAAGCACCUGAAACAUAAAAACAUCGUACAGUAUCUGGGCUCCAUCAGUGAAGACGGAUUCAUCAAGAUUUUUAUGGAGCAGGUACCAGGAGGCAGUCUCUCAGCACUGCUCCGAUCUAAAUGGGGUCCGCUGAAGAACAACGAGCCGACCAUCGGCUUCUACACCAAACAGAUCCUGGAGGGGCUCAAAUACUUACAUGAUAACCAGAUCGCCCACCGAGACAUCAAGGGAGACAACGUCCUCAUAAACACCUACAGUGGCGUUCUGAAGAUCUCAGAUUUUGGCACGUCAAAGCGCCUGGCUGGCAUCAACCCCUGCACCGAGACCUUCACUGGAACAUUACAGUACAUGGCUCCUGAGAUCAUAGACAAAGGCCCUCGUGGUUACGGGAAACCAGCGGAUAUCUGGUCACUGGGUUGUACUAUUAUAGAGAUGGCCACAGGCAAACCACCUUUUUAUGAGCUGGGAGAACCACAGGCGGCUAUGUUCAAGGUAGGAAUGUUUAAGAUCCAUCCAGAAAUUCCAGACACCAUGUCGUCUGAGGCCAAGGCGUUCAUUCUGCGCUGUUUCGAGCCGGACCCGGACCUGCGCGCUUCAGCCAACGAGCUGCUCAUGCACGAGUUCCUUACUGUCACGUCUCGCAAGAAAAAAGCCAAAGGCAACAACUUUACAGCUUUGACUCCAGCAAGUGAAUAUGUGCGCAGCAUCUCACUUCCUGUUCCAGUGGUGGUUGAGGACACAAGCAGCAGCAGCGAGUACGGCUCUGUGUCUCCAGACAACGAACUGAGCGCCAACCCCUUUGUCUUCAAGCCCAGCAUGAAGUGCCUUAGUGAGAGAGAGGUCAAAGGACAUCGUUCGCUCUUCCUUAGCAUCCCAGUGGAGCAGUUUGAGGACCACAGCGCCCCUCCGUCUCCAGAAGAGAAGGACCCUGGCUUCUUUAUGCUAAGAAAGGAUAGUGAGCGCAGGGCAACUCUGCACCGCAUCCUCACUGAGGACAGAGACAAAAUAGUCAGCAACUUGCAGGAAGCACUAAUUCAGGGUACGGAAGAGACCAAGCUAACGCACGAGCACAUUUCCACUCUGGUGGCCAGCCUGGGGGAUUUUGUACGGAUGGCUGAUAGGAAGAUUAUUGCCAACACGUUGUCACAGCUGAAACUGGAGCUGGACUUCGACAGCGUCGCUAUCAGCCAACUGCAGGUGGUGCUGUUCGGCUUCCAGGAUGCGAUGAACAAAGUGCUGCGCAAUCACAAUAUCAAACCUCACUGGAUGUUUGCUCUGGAUAACAUCGUCCGGAAAGCCGUCCAGACCGCCAUCACCAUCCUGGUGCCAGAGCUCAGGCCGCACUUUAGCUUGGCAUCCGAAAGCGACGCUGCCGACCAGGAGAACGUGGAUGACGAUGUCAUCCCUCACGGAAGCCUCAGCAACAAGCGCAGAAGCUCGACCAUCGCCAACCACGAUGACACGGUGGCCACGUCUGGAGUGAGCACGCUCAGUUCGACCGUCUCGGAAUCCCAAACCGCACAGCGCUCCGUCAGCAUGGAACUCGGCCGCAUGAAGCUCGAGACCAACAGGUUGUUAGAGGAGUUGAUGGAGAGGGAAAGAGAGUAUCAGUGUAUACUUCAUCAGGUUUUGGAAGAGAGAGAGAGGGAGAUUAAACUUCUGAAAAUUCGUUCUGAAACCAUAGACAUUUCCCCUCCUUCAGCGAGUACUCCGAGUUCAUUUGGAGGUGAGGCUGACCCCGAGCUGCUCAAAUGGCUCAGGUUACAUGGAGCUGACGCAGACGCUAUAGACAGGAUUGUAGCAGAGGACUACACUCUGGACGACAUCCUUCAUUGCGUCACCAGGGACGACCUGAAAAGUCUGAGAUUAAAAGGUGGAAUCCUGUGCAAACUAUGGAAAGCUAUUACGGAAUAUCGAGAGAAACCCGGAUAAGACGCCGGCUUGCUAUCUGCUCCACUCCACUAUACCCCGGUGUGUUUACAAACCAAAAGCCUGAGAACCUGCUCGAGAACCCACACAGACACAUCACGACUAUGGCACAAGCUCUGGCCAUCUCUGAACUGCUUGAUCAACAUUUUAUGCAAUAUCCAGUCCGACGCUGACCCGAGUGUUAACACCCAGUCGUUUUGGGUGUGGUCUAGACCGUGACUCAUGGGGACAGAGUCGCUCAUUGGAGCGAUGAUAUGAGAGUAUGAGAGUUUUAUACUGAUACAAGUUUUAAUAGCAGCUUGUACCAGAACCUUUUGGGGGUCUGUUUUGUUCAUGUGUACGCACGUAUUAACUUCUUUCACUAUUUAUAAAGACGCGGAUGGAACGCUGGUGAAGCUGUACACGGGUUGGGAGUUUUCACGUACAGGAAGUAUAGGAUUGGGUUCUUUGCUCGCUCGUGUUUACAAAAUGAAACUGAGACUGAUUAUUGUUCGGAGAGACAGUCCUGACAGAAAGACUUUCCUAAGCUACCUAAAGCUUACUUGUGCUUCUGUUUUAAACACAUAACUAGGUUUUCAAUCUUAACACUAUAUUUUUACUAUUAUUAUUAUUAUUGUCUGAUGUCUUUUUAUUUUUCGUUACAUUACAGAAUGUAAAUGCUCGUAUUUAAUUGGCUUGUUUGAGCUUUUGUACUGGGUCCCGUAUUUUGGCACAAGGAAACGUUGUUGCAUAUUUGAGUCAGUUGCCAUAACGACAUGUCAUUUCCAUAACGCGUAAUCCUUACAGCUCGUUAUAAUUGUACUGUAUUAAACUAGAACUAGAUGUGAACAUUGAUCAAAGUUAGUCAGAUUACGGUAACAAGUGAAGUAUCUGGAUUUUUUUUUUGGGUCAUAGUUUAUAUAUAUAUAUAUAUAUAUAUAUAUAUAUAUCGUUUCUUAAUACAUACCUCCAACCAACCAAUAUACUGUACAUUCUAUAUGAAUCCUGACUUUAUAAAGCUUUAGCCCGGUCAUAAUGCUUAGCUUUAAUAUAUUGACUCAAUGAAUACAGUUUUAUCUGUAUUUGAUAUUUGAAUGUCAUUUUUGUUUAUUUAAUCAUGAAUAAAGAAUGAGAUAAUUUAUCUAUGA